AAGAAGUGGGGAGGGUAGGUUAACUUGUAAAUUAAGUGGUCGAAUACGUGACCGAAAUCUCAACAAGACCACCCAAUUUGCAAAUAUGUAACGGCCGGACUAAACCUUGGAUAAUAUUUCCGAAUGGAAAACAUGAAAUUCCCUAUAAGAAGCACAAAGAAGCUGUGUUUUUACGCGGCGUUGUUGGUGUCGCUUACGAGCGACCUGGCAAUGGGAGCCUCGUUCUAUGGCGAUGGCUAUGUGCAGCUGAAGACAGUGGAGUCGUCGAACCGUAACUCCCUGCGUGUUCGUUUCCGUACCUCCAGCCCCCGCGGCCUGCUCUUCCUCGCAGCCGGCCACACAGACUACCUUCUAGUGGAGCUGAAUGCUGGUCGCCUGCAGGUGAAGCUGGACCUGGGGUCUGGUGAGAGGUUGCUGAGAUCAGAGAGCAGCACCCAACUAAACGACCUGGCCUGGCACACUGCUGAGCUCCUCCACGACCGCCAUAAUGUCACCCUAACUAUGGACCAGUACUCCCACACCAGCCUCAGGAUGCCUGGGCACUGGUCUCAGAAGCAGGAUCUUACCAUCCAGGAUGGGCUAUACGUCGGUGGGUCUGGAGGCCUGGACAAGCUCUACCUACCCAAUGACCUAACAGGAUUCAGGGGGUGUGUGGACCAGGCUGUUUUCAACGAGAACAAUAUGUUAUCGUCGUUGAGACCGUACGCUGGAUUCAAGACUGUCUAUGAGGUUUCUUUGGGCUGUAGUCCCCAGUUCUUUGCCGGCGAGGAGGAUCCUGUUAGUUUCUUUAGUUCAAGAGCGUAUGUCUCCCUGCCACCCUGGAACGUCUCCCACAACCAGCAAGAGGGGCUGUUUGAGUGUGUGGUUCACACCUCGGCUAAAGAGGGGAUUGUCUUGUACAACUCGGCCAGACAAGGGGACUUUGUGGCAGUUGAAAUCCAAGAGGGGCUGCUGGUGGCCAUCGUGGGUAAAGGAGGCACCAAGACAGAACUUAAAUCCCUCACCUUUGUCAAUGACAGGAACUGGCAUUCAGUGAAGAUGUUCUUUACCCCCAAGACCCUACAGCUGACAGUGGACAAGGAGACGGUGAAGACUAGCAUCAGCUCUCGCUCCAAGGGACUUCAGCUAAGAGGGUCGCUGUUUGUGGGGGGCAUUGAUGACAGCACACGUUCAGAAGUCAGGAAGAUGGGUCUGGUGUCUGUGUUGGGAAACAGAGUCCGAGGAGGUUCUUUUAAGGGCUGCCUGAAGGACAUGAAAGUCAAUGGGGUCAUGAUGGGUCUGCCUAAUGCUGUAGUCACUAAAGAUAUAUCAGUGGGCUGCGAGCCGGAGAAAGAACCAGAGCCCUCGACCACGAUGGGUCCAACUACUAUCCCGACUGUCCCCAACUCCCGGUUCGAUCCCACUUCGGUCACCCCUACCCCAGAAUUCCCUAUGUUCACUCUGGCCAGGGGGCUGGACAAGAAGUACGGGGACAACUUCGUGCUGCUCAGGAACCUUGUAGUCUCAGAGGGCGGACGUGGGUCUCUAGAGUCCAAGCACAUCAAGGUGCUCCUGGACUUCAAGAAGCUCGGGGUACGCCAGUCUCAGAUCAUGUUCCGGAUCCAGGAGCAGCCGGUGCACGGUCAGAUACGAUUGGAUGUGGACCAGGACCAAGAGGAGAACAUCUUUAGCAUGCUGGACCUGUGGCACGGCAGGGUGAUGUACAUCCACGGAGGAUCAGAGGACCCAGAAGACUUUUUCACUUUCUCUAUAUUCUCUUCCUCCAGGAAGGAGGUUCCCACAUACCUGCAGGGGACGAGAAGGUACCGCUACAACAUCACAGUGACCCCCACCAAUGAUGCCCCAGAGCUCAGCCUGCCCCAGGGGAACCUUUUCGUCCUGUUGGAGAAUUCUAGAAAACUCCUAAACAAAGAGGUGUUGAAAGCCACAGACAUUGACAGCAACCACACCAACCUGGUCUUCUCCAUCCUGGGGAACCUGAACCCUGACGCUGGUUAUCUGGAGGUGGGAGAUAACCCCGACACUGCAGUGACCACGUUCUCCCAUUCUGAUCUGGAGGAAGGGAAGGUGAACUAUGUCCACACUGGGGUGAGGAACUCCAGGAUCGUGCUGAGGGUCAGUGAUGGAGACAAGGUGAGCAACACGGUGGUUCUGAGGAUCAUGGCCAUAGGUUUGGAGUAUAAGAUCGCCAACAACACUGGGCUUGAGAUCAUUCAAGGUGAGGUAGCUGUGAUCAGUAACAAGCACCUGGCCAUUCAGACCAAUGCCAUGAAUCAAGUGGUGGACAUCCGAUAUGAUGUCGUCAAGCCACCUCAGUAUGGAGAACUUCAGAGGCUUCACUCCAGCGGAGAAUGGAAGCCCACCGGUUCUUUCUCUCAAAGGCUGCUGGAGAAAGAACGCCUUCGGUACCUCAGCACUUUCCAAGAAAUCCAGACAGCCACUGCUACGGAUGACUUCAAAUGCAAGGUCACUGUAGCAGGAAGAGUUGAUACUGAACUGGUCUUUCCAGUCACAGUGAAGUGGGUACAUUAUAACCUAGUCAGGAACUUAAUGGCCGAUAUUAAUAAAGUUCGGAAAGUGACGUUGGACUCACAGUAUCUUUAUGCCACAGUGGACGUUGUGACACUAUCCGAGGAUGAUCUUCACUUCAGAGUUCUCUCCUCGCCGAAGAAAGGACAACUUCUCCUUGUUAACGAGUUAUUGAAGAAAAAUUCAACUUUCAGCCAAAGAAAUGUCACUGAUCUAAAAGUUGUAUAUGAACUGGUCGACAGACCAUACGAAGACACAAGUGACACGUUUAAAUUCCAAGUGUUCUCCAAGCAUGCUCAAUCACAAAGUUACGAUUUCCAGAUCUCAAUAAAAGCUGACGUCAACAGCGUAUUUAUAAGAAAUCACAAACUAUCUAUAAUGGAGGGAGAGAGUAAACUCAUCACAAAGGCCGAGUUGUUUGCAGAGACACUCAGCACCAAGGAGCUGUACUACACCGUUACAAGUAGCCCCAAACACGGGAAGCUAGCACGCAUCAACCUGUCCAACUCUAACGCCAGUUACAACAACAUCCUAACGUUCAGCAACCAGGAUCUCUUGGAGCAGUGCGUCAUGUACAUCCACGACGACACAGAGACCACUCAGGACCAGUUCACAUUCAUAGCCUCCACUAGUCAGGAGUCCAAAUCCUCCGUCACGGACGAUGAAGUCGGAUCCAAAGAAGGGACGUUUAACAUAUCCAUCCAGCUAGUUAAUGACGAGAAGCCGGUGCGCGUUGUCGAUAAAGUUUUCCAUGUGGUGAGGGAUGGGCAGCGGUUGCUCACCCUGGACGAUCUAUGUUACCAUGACGCAGACUCGGACUUCAGCGACGGGCAGUUGGUCUACACGCGACGGGGAAUCCCGAUGGGAGACCUGGUUCUGGUGAACGACACCUCUCACAGGCUGUUCCAGUUCACCCAGAAGGAGCUGGAAGAGAAGAGAGUGUUGUUCCUCCAUCGAGGCGUGAACUCCGGACGCUUCGUGCUCUUCGUGUCUGACGGGAAACACUUAGUCUCCACUCUGCUGGACGUCAGCGCCCACGACCCAUUCCUGAGCCUCGGCAACAACACUGGUCUGUUGGUCCAGAAGGGAAAGGAAGUGACCGUAACCACCGGUAACUUCAGCGUCCUCACGAACCUCAAUGUCCGUGAUGACAGCGAAGUCACCUACAAGGUGUCCGAGCCUCCUAAGAACGGCUGGCUGUAUCGCCACGGAAACAUCUCAGUGGAGUUUACACAGCAUGACCUGAAGAAGGGCCUCGUCUCGUAUCGCCAUGAUGACAGCAAGAACCUGGCGGAUUGGUUCAGUGUCACGGUUAAGGUUAAAGGUCAUGUCCUGAAUGCCAGAAUCAACAUUAAGGCUUACCUGGAGAGCCAUCAGAGGCCCCCUAUCCUCCAGCACAACAACACCUUACUGGUGGAGGAGAGCAAACCUGUGAAGAUUGACGGGAGUAGACUGGAGGUGACCCACGAGGACAACCUGCCAUCUGAGAUUGUAUUUACAGUGAAGGUGGCUCCGCUACACGGGUUCCUGCGGCGCUUCGUGGAGGCUGAGGACCAGUAUGUUGGAACUGGACAGACCCCCGUCCAGACCUUCUCCCAGGAAGACGUCAACGCUGGCAACAUCCAGUACAUGCAGACGACCCCCAGCCAGGUCAACGACACAUUCCUAUUGGACGUCUCUAACGGUGUCACAGAGGUCAACAGUAUCAGGAUAUCCGUGGACAUAAUCCCCCGCCUCAUCCCUCUCCAGGUGUCCAAUUUCACCCUGAGAGAGGGCGGGGCCAAGGCCUUGACACAGGAAGUGCUCAGGGUCACCAACCGACACUUCUCUGGCCUCAACUUCCUAUACAGUUUGACUGAGCCGCCGCAGAACGGAUAUAUUGAACAUUCACGUUACCCCGGUGUUCCUGUGCUCUCUUUCACCAGACGCCAGGUGGAGCAGGAGUUAAUCUACUACAUACAUGACAGCAGUGAGACGUUAGAAGACAACUUCACUGUGGUGGCCAACGACACAGGCCUGAGGAAACAGAGCUCUCCCUGUACCGUGUACAUCCAGGUCACAGCCGUCAACGACCAGCAUCCAGUCAUCACCGCCAACAGGGUUCUCAGGGUGUGGGUGGGGUCGGUCACAGAGAUCCGCUCUGACGUCCUGGAUGCCCAGGAUGAGGACACGCCCCCUGAGGAGCUGCAGGUGAUAGUGACUCCGCCCUCUAAUGGCCACCUGGCGCUGAAGAGCGCCCUCGCCAGGCCGCUCCUGAACUUCACCCUGCAACACAUCCAUCUGGGACAGCUGCUGUUUGUCCACAGUGGUGCCAUGUCUGGAGGGUUCAACUUCCAGGUGAACGACGGAGUGAACUUUGCCCCCCGACAGAUCUUCAGCAUCACAGCCAGCGCCCUGGUCCUCAGCCUGGAGAUUAACAGACCUCUCAAAGUGUUCCCAGGCUCUACUACACCAAUCACCAAGGAGGACCUGCAGGCGUUGACCAAUGACAAGAGCGACACAUCCAACCGCACCAUUACCUUCAACGUGAUUCGUCGACCAAAACUAGGCAGACUGGUGACAGUGCUGGCUGAUAAUUUCACUGUUGACGUCUCUUCCUUCACACAGACCAUGGUGGACCAGCAGGAGAUUCUGUACAUCCAGAGUCUUGUGGCGUCGGUUGGCUGGUCCGCUAUGGACUCAAUGACCUUCUCAGUGUCCUCACCUCCAGCUUCUCUAGAGAACGAGACCUUCCGGAUGGACAUCUCCUACGAGAAUGCUGGACCCGACCGCAAGACUCUGCUCCUCGCUAACACAGGUGCUGUGGUGACCGAGGGUGACCACAUCGUCAUUGACAAGUCCAAGCUGGAUGCGUCUAACCUGAUGUCCAAGCUGCCCACACCCCAGCGCAGCUCUCACGAGAUCUGGUUCCAGGUAAAGUCUCUACCCCAGCACGGGGUCAUUGUGGUGGGAGAGAGGAACCUCACUGUGGAGAAACCCAACUUCUCCCAGUACAUCCUCAACAAGUAUGGCAUCACAUACCGGCACGACGACUCCGAGACACUCCACGACCACUUUGUCUUCGACACCUGGCUGAACCCCAAGGGUAAGCCGGCCCAGCGCCCUCUGGAAGACAGCCAGGUUCUGGAGGAGUGGUUCAACAUCACGGUGAUCCCAGUCAACGACCAACCGCCCGUUCUGAAGACCAAAGCCCCCAGCCUGAGUGUGGUGCAGGGGGACACAGUGGCCCUGGGGCCGGAGAACCUCAAUGUGGAAGACUUGGACAACCCUUCAGAGGAUAUCCAGUACACUGUUGUCAGCAAGCCCAACAACGGCUAUCUGGCCCUGGGAGGAAGCCUGAACGAGUCUGUGGUGUCCUUCACUCAGGCUCAGAUCAACAGUGGGAUGGUGUACUUUGUUCACGAUGGAGGCCGGGCUUCUGGGGUGUUUUAUUUUAGUGUUUCCGAUGGCCAUCACAAACCGGUCUAUAAGCUCUUCAACCUCGAGGUGACGGAGAUCACCAUCUCCCUUGUCAACAACACUGGGCUGGCUCUGGAGCAGGGACAGACGUCCGUGGUUUUAACCCAGGAGAGUCUGUUGGCAGAGACCAACGGAAAAAACACAACGGUUCACUACCGGAUCACCGCUGCGCCGCGGUACGGCAAGAUCCUCCGGCUGAAUGACCAGGAGGUUUGCCAGUUUGAGCAGGAGGACUUAAGGACGGGUAGGUUGUUUUAUCACAUGACGACCCUCACGUCUGGUCAGGACAGCUUUGAGUUCACUGCGUUUACAUCGGAAGCUAACCUGACAAACCAGGUUGUCAACAUCACGGUUAAGCCCCUGGUCAGGUUUGGCGAGGGGGUGAGAAUAUCCAAUGGCAUCGUGGUCAAACUCAACACUGGUUUCCUCAACGCAACUGAGCUGGCUUCUCUAUCCGUCAGCGACCCUUUCUUCGUGGUCGUCUCUCAUCCAAAGUAUGGAAAGCUGGUCCGAGGAAAACCCAAAGCUGGUAAGAAAACCGAGCCACUGGGGUCUUUCUCCUUUCAGGAUGUGAAGCAGGAGAGGCUUUCCUUCGAGCUCAACGCUAACAUGACUGGAGUGCAGGAGCUGAACGACUCGUUGGUGUUCAUUCUGAAAGCGGAGAACGUCCCACCUGCCAGGGGAGAGUUCCGGUUCACUAUCGUUCCGUAUGAUCCAUCGCUAGUUCUAACCACCAAGAGUCCCAUCCUGACCACCAGCAGUCCUUUCUCUCAGCCUCUGAACCAAACGACAGUGUUCGGUGUUGGGACGGCACUACCCUCCCUGUCCACCUCCCUCCUUUCCACACAGAGACCCAGCAAGACCCACCACAAGUUCAAAGCUCGCAACCGCUGGGGGAACACCAACCGGAACGACUCGGCAGGUGCAGAUACUACUCUGGGCAAGCCCACCCUGAGUAAAGGAGACGACAAUGAGAUUUCCUUUGUGAAUACACCGGUCCGAGUAGAGUCAUACCCACAGAAGUCUUCCAACCUGAUAUUGGUGACCCUACCUCUCCUGGCCAUGCUCUUAUUGGUUAUCAUCCUGGUGGUGCUGGUUAUCCUGCUGCGACGCAACAGGAAGAGGAAACAGAAACCUGUCACCUCGAAGCCGCCACCCUCACCCUCGCCCUCAACCCCACCGGCCUAUAACGGCCAGUCGCAGAGGAGCGUGGCUGUUCCCACGGUAACGGUGACCCCACUGAGCCCCAGUAGCCCUGCCCUGGACAGGCUGCUUCCUUCAGCCAAUCAGGGCUUAGUUAGCAACUCCACAUCACUGCUACUUUGCUCGUGGAACGGUGUAGAUCCAGAGAGUUCAGCCCAGCUCAUUAGGACCACACCCCCCACUCUACAGCAGAACCAAUACUGGGUAUGACUCUGUAGCUGCUGCCACCUAGGGGAGGGAUGGGGAAGUGGACUGUCUACCCUGUACACUAACAUCCAUCCCCACCAAACCCACUCAUCGUUACACUGUAAACCAUGACACUACUGUACUAUUUGUUUUGUGAUAUAAUCAAAGCAUUUUCUACUGAAGCUAAGCACAAUCAGCACUGGGAAUAACAACCACUAUCUCCACUUUGCAACAUAAUUAGUACUGGUAAUAACAGUAUUGCUAUUGCAGAAGUUAUCCCUCCAAACACGACCCAGUGUGGGGUUUCAAACAAACCGUAAUGUGUGGACAUUGCACUGCACAGCUCUAGUGUAAAUUGCAUUUUUUUAAAAAGAGAGAAUAGAAUAUAAUUUAAAAUUGAAUUCAACUUUAUAGUACAAUUGGUUAGAACCGAAUGUGUCUUCUGUCUUUCUCAACCCCCCCGUAUACACAAGUGCAGUGUGAUGUUGGCUCAAUGUGAAUCCUAGCCGUAUUGACUCUACAAUACUAUACAUGUUAAUAUUGAUGUUUGCUUGCAUGGUUACUGGGUUGACGUAUCUUCCAUUAAGUCUCAUUGGAUUAUUAUGAGCAAUGAUCACCGUAGUAGUUCAGACAGGAAACACAGCGUAGAAAUGUUGUUCCACCAUUUAUUAAAGAAGGAGUAAUGCAAGUCUUGGCGAUAUAGGCUCUGACUUUCGGGGUUUUAGCUCAAAGCCCAAGCAAAGCGUCAAUAUAUAAGAUGACCUACAAGCAGUGAGCGUGGUUAAACGAUACCCCCAGCUGGAAAACAGAAAAAGGAAGUAGAGACUCAAAACACAUGAACUAUAAAAGGCUGGCGAGGGAAGGACGGCUCAUGACUAGCAGUGGGUAUCACAGGCGGCUGGUGGCGUCUUAAUUAGGGAGGAUGGCUCAUAACAAUGGCUGGAAUGGCGUAAAUGGUAUCAACCACUCUGAAACUCUGUGUUUGAUUCCAUUCCAUUAACUUUGUUCCAGCCGUUAUGAGCCGUCCUCCCUAAUUAAGGCGCCACCAGCCGCCUGUGAUACUCACUGCUAGUAACCAUGUAUUCAUCCAAGAUUUUUUUUUUACUAAAAUAACAUUGGACCCAUGACACCUUUAGGCCUUUUCAUUCUUUUCACUCCGGUGUGCAUUUCAGCCCCUCUCUGCUCCAUGUCUCAAAGCCGUAGAGAACAGAUCUCGCUUGUAAAGUAGUUGUUAUUUAGCUGAAUAUUGAGAGUUGAAAAAUACAAAUUAUACCUACAGAAAGCUGGGACCCUCCUCUCCUCAACAUGAACAAGGGGACGAAGCUUCCAAACUUGUUAUCCCGCAAUUGCAUUUUGAAAUAUCAUAUGAUCAGAACAUGUUUUUCUCUCGAGCGCAUGAGGGGAAAGGUAGCCUAGUGGUUAGAGAGUUGGUUCCCCGGUAGGCCGGCAUUGUAAAUAAGAAUUUGUUCUUAAAUGACUUGCCAAGUUAAAUAAAAGUUAAAUAAAAAGAUAGGGGAGCAACAUCACAGCAGCAGGCCCCCAGUGAGGAUAGAGCGGCAGGGAAGACACUUUCAUUACAGGACUCAAGAGGAUAACGCACUUUACUGUUUGACCAAAUCAUGGUUUUAGCCACACAAAAUAGGAUGUUAUGAGAGAGGUGACAACGUCUUUCUACAUUUAUAGGCUCCCUUUUUAUUUUUAUUAUCCAUGAUAUCGGCUAACUGAUGAUGGAGUCUACGCAGGUCUCUUUGCUGAUGACGCGUUUGACUUUCAAUGUGAGUUUGAGUGACUUCAUCUCAGCCUGAGGAAACCGGGCCGUUGCCCGCUGAUCAGCCAAAUGCUACUUUAUAGUUUAACAGAGAAAUUGCGAGAAAAAAUAUAUAGAUUUUGAAAAAUAUUUAACAGGCCCAUUGGCUACCGGCCAUGUCAACUUCUCUAUUGUUUUAUUUGUAUAUAUACAGUAUAUGAAGAACAAAAAAAAUUGUGUGUCAAUUUCUUCCACCCCACCCAACUAAAGAUGGUCCAGCCCAUCUGGCAUUUGCCAGAAUUGCCAGAUGGCCAAUUCGCCCCUAUUACAAUAUUACUUUUGGUACGUUGUGGUACUCACCUUAGACCAGUGGGAGAAGUGCAUGCAUAUAUUCAUGGUUUCCUGAUUUCUUGUGAUCAAGGGAUGUCGCCUUACCACUCUCUUGUAUUGGUGUAUAUAUUUAAUUUUAUGGUAUUUUAUAUAUUAAAACUCAUUCUUCCUACAGUG
Messenger RNA from Oncorhynchus masou masou (cherry salmon), 9631 nucleotides. RefSeq names its product chondroitin sulfate proteoglycan 4-like. The record is from RefSeq and is a predicted model, not a curated record. The coding region runs from base 124 to 7401 and encodes 2425 amino acids. Gene Ontology annotation, biological process: anatomical structure morphogenesis. Lineage: Eukaryota; Metazoa; Chordata; Actinopteri; Salmoniformes; Salmonidae. The transcript is spliced from 15 exons.